AUGAUAUUUAUCGCCCUUGCUAUCAUUCUACUUUCCCUUUUAUUAGCAGGAUGUUCAUCCUCUUCGCCUCAAAUACCAACAAUCUUCUUAAUAUCCUUAUUUUACGAACAAUAUCCCCCCAUAGAGUCAACCGCACAAUCCGCUCCAUCGGUAACAGCAGACAUCGCCAAUAUAGUCCGUGACGCCCAGCUUGAGGUUCGCGUAGGAUAUUUUGGAAUCUGCGUUCAGCGUGGCGGCGGAUCAUUUAUCUGCAACGCGAACGCCACAGCGCUAGCUGGCAUCCUUCCCGCCGAAGAUGACCCCUUGAACCUUGUCUGGGUGGCAUCAACAUUCAAAGACGCCGUUGUUUUUCCAUACCUAAUCAUUGUUGCCGUAAUAUUCGCAUUUGUCUGUUUCCUUAUCCUGGGUACGUUCCCCGGCUGGCACGAAGAGACCUCUCCCGAUGGCUCCGAGCAGGAGGUCAGGCCGUUCCCAUCACGACCUGUUUCGCAAGUCGCGCUCUCUCUGAUAUUCGUUGCUUCCGUGUUCAUUUUGGUUUCCGUCCUCUGGCAGCACACUGCAUCCGUAGCGGCAAGCACAGUAGCCCAGGAUCUGGGCAACGGAAGCGUAAAAAGUGGGGUGGGCACGUCAGCGAUGAUAUUAGGCUGGUUUGGAUUCGGCUUGCUCGUUGUUGUUACGAUUGGGUUACUGGCGAUGAUCCUAAGUAUUAGUUUGUUGACGAGGCUUACGGAUGAUUGA
Messenger RNA from Coccidioides posadasii C735 delta SOWgp, 738 nucleotides. RefSeq lists its product as uncharacterized. Gene Ontology annotation, cellular component: mating projection tip; membrane. Gene Ontology annotation, biological process: conjugation with cellular fusion. NCBI's taxonomy places the organism in Eukaryota, Fungi, Ascomycota, Eurotiomycetes, Onygenales, Onygenaceae. The record is from RefSeq and is a predicted model, not a curated record.